This is a messenger RNA of Sphaeramia orbicularis (orbiculate cardinalfish), 10613 nucleotides long. RefSeq names its product potassium voltage-gated channel, shaker-related subfamily, member 1b (gene kcna1b). Gene Ontology annotation, biological process: potassium ion transmembrane transport; action potential; protein homooligomerization. Bases 796 to 2286 code for a protein of 496 amino acids. The transcript has 2 exons. Gene Ontology annotation, molecular function: delayed rectifier potassium channel activity; protein binding. Gene Ontology annotation, cellular component: dendrite; synapse; paranode region of axon. The record is from RefSeq and is a predicted model, not a curated record. Lineage: Eukaryota; Metazoa; Chordata; Actinopteri; Kurtiformes; Apogonidae.
ACUUCUUCUUUUUCUCCCUCCACAUAAAAUCCUGCAAUAUGCUUCCAAAUUACCCAGGACGGAUCUGCUCUCUCUAUCUCUUGUAGUCCAGGAUCCUAAAACCGUUUUUCUUUUCCUGGAGGGGCCACCGCAUUUUUUAUUUUAUUUUUAUUUUAUUUUAUUUUUUUUAUCCCCCGCAGCGGAAUAACAGGAGAGAGCGGCUGUUUCUGCUGAUGCUGCAGUGUCCAGUCCUCCCAGUUGACUCCAUCAGACUGGGAGCUUGAUCCGGCUGCAUUUCUACUUCAGCCUCUGUUGACCUGAUCCUCCUGUAUUUUCCAGCAUGAUUUUAAUAAAUUGUCCAUCAAGAUUUUUGCUGCUGAGCUGCGGUUCAGAGUCGUCUGAAGCCUCUUCCUCCUCCUCCUCCUCUUCCUCCGACGGGCUGCUCAGAUCGACGCUGAAAACCUACACCAAGAGGAUACGGAUGUUGACCAAGACAACAUAGUCUAUUAAUAUUUCAGCGAUACUGUAAAACGAUAUCAGUAUUAAAGCCAAGUUGUGGUGGGUGGCCGGGAAAAGGUGCGCACAGUGAGGACAUUCCUGCCAUCUGCUGCUCUGAAACUCCUGACAGGUGACACAUGAAGCAUCGCUGAGAAAAUAUGUUCAGCUCAAGGAUGAUGAUGAUGUUGAUGAUGAUGAUGAUGAUGAUGGACAGGGAGGCUCUGCACAGCUCCUGGCCUCAGUAGGAGCCUCUUCACUCUGAUCUACUACCUCCACCUCACACCACUUCCUCUUCCUGUCCUCCACCCACCAGGAAGGAUGACAGUGGUGUCCACAGAAAACAUGGAUGAGACCUCCACCCUGCCGGGGCAUCCGCAGGACCCCUACCCGCCCGACGACGACCAUGACGACCACGACUGCUGUGAGCGAGUGGUCAUCAAUAUCUCAGGGCUCCGCUUUGAGACCCAGUUGAAGACCCUUGCUCAGUUCCCUGACACCCUUUUGGGGAAUCCCAAGAAGAGGAUGCGCUACUUUGACCCCUUACGAAAUGAGUAUUUCUUUGACCGAAAUCGACCCAGUUUUGACGCCAUCUUGUAUUAUUACCAGUCUGGGGGCCGGUUGAGGAGACCAGUCAACGUGCCACUGGAUAUGUUCUCAGAAGAGAUAAAGUUUUAUGAAUUGGGUGCAGAGGCUAUGGAGAAAUUCAGAGAAGAUGAGGGGUUUAUUCGGGAGGAGGAGCGCCCCCUGCCAGAGAAGGAGUUCCAGCGGCAAAUCUGGCUCCUGUUUGAGCAUCCAGAGAGCUCAGGGCCUGCUCGGGGGAUCGCCAUUGUCUCAGUGAUGGUUAUUCUUAUUUCAAUAGUCAUAUUUUGUUUGGAAACCUUACCCGAGCUGAAGGAGGAUCCCAAUGACCGGAUGCAGAUUGUGGGAAACAGCACCAUAUUUUAUAAACCAAAUGUUCUCACUGACCCUUUCUUUAUCGUGGAGACACUUUGCAUCAUCUGGUUUUCCUUUGAGUUGAUAGUCCGGUUUUUUGCCUGUCCCAGUAAAGCAGCAUUCUUUAAAAACAUGAUGAACUCUAUUGAUAUUGUGGCUAUAAUCCCUUAUUUCAUCACGCUUGGAACGGAGCUGGCUGAUGACCAAGAAAACAGGGAGGGGAAGGGUGGAGGCGAACAGGCCACAUCUUUGGCCAUUCUCAGGGUAAUCCGUCUGGUGAGGGUGUUCAGGAUCUUUAAACUAUCCCGACACUCCAAGGGGCUCCAGAUUUUGGGGCAAACUCUAAAGGCAAGCAUGCGGGAGCUGGGCUUGCUCAUUUUCUUCCUCUUCAUUGGUGUGAUUUUGUUCUCCAGUGCUGUCUACUUUGCUGAGGCUGAGGAGAAAGAGUCAUUCUUCACUAGCAUCCCAGAUGCGUUCUGGUGGGCUGUGGUGUCUAUGACAACCGUCGGUUAUGGGGACAUGUACCCCGUGACCAUCGGAGGCAAGAUCGUGGGCUCAUUGUGCGCUAUCGCCGGAGUACUGACCAUCGCACUGCCAGUGCCCGUCAUUGUCUCCAACUUUAACUAUUUCUACCAUCGGGAGACGGAGGGUGAGGAGCAGGCCCAGCUGCUCAAUGUCAGCAACCAGAACUUGGCAUCAGAGAUCAAUUCCAGCCGCCGCAGCUCCUCAGUUGUCAGCAAGUCAGAAUACAUGGAGAUAGAUGAGGACAUGAACAACAGCAUCGAUAACUUUAGGGAAGCAAACCUUAGGACUGCCAACUGCACGGCUCCCAGCCAGAACUGUGUGAAUAAGGGGAAGCUGCUCACCGAUGUGUGAGGCGGCGCCCAUGCACCAGUGUAAAUAUUGUAGAAAUACUUGGACGCUUUAUCUUCAUUGGUGCAUUUUUUUUUCAUUGAUACAUCCAAACGAAGACUUCAUAUCACAUACGACAACCUGAUCAGAGUAGAGGCUCAGUUAUGAACAUACAUUUGGCAAAGAUGUCAGCAGGCAUCAGGGGAACAUUUUUGAUAAAUUCUUCUCUCAAUUUAGGAAUUUCUACCCAAAAAUCACCUGAUCUCCUCAACAUACAUCUUACAUUAAGGGUCUAGGAUUUUCACAGCUUAGUUUGCUUGUAAUAAGGCGUGUUAAUCUGUAGGUUAAAACAUUUGAGUAAAACAGUGUCCUCUGUGGAUAUGGAGCAGCUUUAAACAGAAAAUAGUGUUGUUAUAAUGGCAUCACAGAGUUAGAGACUACAGUUUUAACAAACACUAUCAGAUUGCAUUAACUGAACAGGAUCCAGGGGACCCAAGACUAUUUGAAUAUAUCAAGCAGUUUUGCAUAGAUUCUCCUAAAAUUGGACUUUCUAAGUAUUUUUAAGUGAAAAUGCUUGAGUAUAUCUUUGAUAGUUAUGCCAGUCCCAGUCCCAGUCUGGUCUGUUUACAGCUGAAGCUUAGUUUUGGCCAAAGGCAUUGGACUAGAGUCGAAUGUCAUAAGACUUUAAAGCUUGUUUUGCUGCAAAAAUGUAGUUAAUACGGAUCCACUUCAUUAAAACAUGUUACUGAGUAAGUCUUUGUGUAAAUUUCAGAAAAUGUCAGGGAAUUUAGCUAUCGAAAACAAAAUCCGUGCUUGUUUAAAGAGCUUUAUUCAAGGCAUAAAACAAGAUCAAACAAGAUUUUUCAGUAACUUAAGGAUACUAAAAGAAGUUCUCACAAAAUUGAUUUACAAAGUCUUUAAAAAUACAUUUGUCUUUACAUGAGAUGUAUACCUGAUACAUGAAUCAAAUCCAAUAGGAACCUUGAUGAGAAGAAAAUGACAAAAUUGAUAGUAAUUUAUCAAAAAGUCCCCUUGAUACUCAGCAGGUUGUGUUAAAUAUAGACAUACAUUUCAGGAUACAAACCUGAACAAGCCCGAGUGAGAUUUAAAGAACACAUCAAUGGACAACUGAUGGAUUUAUCGGGAUUUGAGCAGUAUUUUGGACAAGUUUUUACAUGGCACAUCCAGGGAAGUUUUCGAAAAACUCAAGACAUGUUCGUUUUUCAGGCACCUUAUCAGAAAAUACCAGGAAGUGUGCCGGGCCUUGUGGAAGAUUAUCUGCACUGCUGCUGCUGCUAAAGGUCGGCUGGAGGUUCCCUGUAUGAUGCAAUGCAAAGCUCCUUUAUAUACAGCUUGGAAUACGCAUGUGGAGACUCUCUUCUCUCUUAUAUUGGCAUGCAUAAGGCAUUACCUCAUUUUAAUUUUUUCUUCUUCAACCCUCAUCAUCCCUUCCUGGAUCGCUGUUUUUUCUCAAAUUUGUUUUCACCAAAAGUGCACUGGCUAUUUAUUAUUGUUUAAUUUAUUUAAAAGCAUUUCAGUGUUGAAUGUUAAAGUACUAAGGGAACAGGAACACUUCUUUUCGAAGAUCAUGGCAUGUCAAAAUAGCAUUAUGGCCUAAUUAGCUAUGGUAUAGCUACGUAUACUCAAUGCAUGACGUCAGUAUUAAAUUGCUUGCAGUUCUGGAGGGACUUCAGGAGCUGGGAGAUGGUGAUUCUCCUCAUUGUCAAGCUAACGACAGGAUACGGUGCAUGACGGAGCAAACUGCCAGAGGGGACAAAUCUACAAAAAAAAAAAAAAAAGAAAAAAAAACAAGGAAAAAAACGCAGAAGAGACAUAUUCGAUGAUCUCUCUCUUUCUCUCUCUCUUUCUCUCUCUUUUUUUAAAGACAUUUCAUAAAUGACAUCCUCCUUUUUCAUUUAUUUAAAGCUUUGAUGAUGGAGUGCAUGGGAUCAUUUUAUGUGAAUUGUGACCCCAUUUUUUAUUUGGCUUUUAAACAGUUUCAAGAAGGAUAGCGGUAAUAUUGAACAAAUUUCAUAGCUAUAUCUAAAAUUAGUUUCUAGUGCCUUGAACCCCUUCUCAUUUAGAAUUGACUAAAGUGCCUCCCAUUACAACAAACAACAAAGAGCUUACCAUGUGCAGCUUAUCUUUUCCUGCCAUGAAGAUGCACUACUCCCUGCACAUCUAGAAGAAAAAAAAGGGUUAUAGACUUACAUGUUUAACUAAAGAUAGGACAAUAUUCCAUAUUAUAGGGCCUUCUUAAUCUCCCAGUUGUCCUGGAUGAUGACACAGGGCUGCAAUGCACAUUUAGCAGGAUACACGUGGAUUUUAUUUCUUUUUUGUACUGUUUCUGUCGUACAUGUGCAGGUAAAGCAGUUCAGCAUCCUUAAAGGGAAAUUCUGGUAUUUUUCAAGAGGGUCAUGGUAACAAUAGGGCACUAAAAAUAUCACAGGUCAUUUCUCUAAAGCUGCACAAAUUUACACACAACUUAAACCUUUUCACUGUUUUGUCUGUGAGUUGAACCAAAAGAGGCUAAAACAUGUUCAGAGAAGCUUUCUGCUUCUAAAUGGGUUUAAUCACAGUGUAACAGGACAGGUAAUUAAAAUGACUCACUAUACUAUAUUAUUGUCACUAUAAUUGUUCUUUUAUAUAUUGUAUGAAGCCAAAUUUUAAACAAACAUUCAUAUGUUUUAGAAUGUCCUUGGUUUAGGUAUCAUUACUGAUGCAGCAUCCCAAACAUGGAGCUAUUGGGUUUUUCAAACAGUGCUAAUAUAUUACACAGAGCUUCAGAUUUGUUACAGUAACACUUCUGAAAACACUAAUAUUUGUCAACACAUUUGGACUUUCCAAGUCUGUCAUUAACAAACAUACUCUUUGCUGCAAAAAUUUCUUGUUAGCAUGAUCCAAUUAUCAUAAUAACCAUCAUAAGGCCCAUGUUGUUGAAUACCAGGAUUUUUUUUUUCUAAAAGCAAAUCAGCACAAAAUUAAAUACACUUCUUUGGGGCUCAUUAUUUUCAUUGUUGUCUUAAAUUAGAAAUACACACCGGCAGCCAAGAUUUGAGGUAAUGACUACCAGUCAUAUGUCCUUCAUAUGAAUGAGACCUGUACUCUGUUGGCUUUGUGUGCACUAAUUGCAUAAAGCAUAAAAUAUCUUAAAUCUUGUGAAAACAUCCAGACCAACAUUGUCCAGCACUCGCUGUCUCUCCGCUACAACCCACUGGUUCCUGAAGAUAUUCUUAAAAACAGCACUGGUGCAUUAGUCCACAUUUGGUGCUCUAGUGAGUAUUUUCACUUGCAAGAUGUUGCAUGUGGGAUUGAGUGAAAACAAACUGCAGUCUGUGUGUUUGUAAUAGUGAAGGAACAUGCAACUGUGAUGCUCACUAAUGUUUUUUUAAUAGUUCUAGUUACAAGCGGAAAAGAAAACAUCAUUUGGCAGAUCAGAGGUCCACAAGUAUUAAAAGUGAAAUUAGUGGCUGGUUACAAAAACCUUGAAAUUGCAGAAAAUAUCCAGAGGAUGUGACCUAGGCUGUAGUGUUUUCUCUUUCCUUCAUAUUAUGGUCAGCCCUCUGAUCUAGAGAAGACAAUACAGAGGAGAACGCAGCGGAACAGUAUCCUCUGGUACAGAAAACACUCCCUGAGCACUUUAGAUCUAUACCUACAGAUGCUUAAAAACUGAAAAUGAUGAGCCUUAUAUGUCCAUCUUUUCUAUUGUUGGUCUGCCUUUGUUCUUGCUACCAGUGUACUUGCUAUAUCAUCAUCAAACUGUUUUAACUGUACAUGUUUUACAGUAUAGCAGUGGUUUCAGUGACGUCUUACGUGGUUCAUGGAGUGUGAAGAAAAUUAGCUGAGUGAUCAGUUUUUGACAUGGCUGUAGAAGCAGUGAUGCAUCUGACCACAGUGGAUGCAGCCUGAACAUUACAGUUGCCAAAGGCAUUAGUCACUCUGUAAACCAGCAAAAUGGCGCGGCUGUUUUGCUUUGAGGAGGGAGCACAUGGCUGUGGGAGAGAAAUACUAUGUUUGCUGUGUUGUGGACAAGGUGGUAAAAAUGAGUAAUUAAUGACUCUCACAGUGAGUCAGUCUAGCCUUAAAAUUCUUCAAAAUAAAAUAUUGAUUGGCUUAAGUUUUAUUCUACUAAGCAAAAUAUAUGCUGAUGUUAUAGCCACAAUGACCACUGACCAUUCAGUGAGUUGAACUCAGUGUUGAUUCUGUGCACAUGUAAAAUCAAAGGCAGCAGCGUGUACUAACAAUGAAAAGACCAAAGUCAAUGUGGUCAGUGACAGCAUCAGUCCUGUCAAAUGUGAGAGCUAUGGUUGAUCUGAGGCACCUUAAUGGCAUACAGCACUGAUGCAGUAUAUUAAGGGACAGUAAUGGUUUGUUCCUGAUCCUUGAUGAACAGAAGGACAUUAUUCUGUGAUGCUGCAUUUGACUAAAUUUGUCCUUUUAAACAUUUGACAGUGACGUUCCUCUGUCUUACACUUUAUCAAAUCUUUUGGGCCAUAUGAGUGUAACCACAGCAGACAGCAAAGCAAAAUCUCAUCUGAGUCAUUUUUUAUGUCAUCUGCUGUUUAUUUUUUUCCUUUGAUUUGGGUAAAAAAAGACCCCAGACUCAUACAAUGAAACUCCAGUAUUUCUUGAACCAUUGUGAUGGAGUGAAUCUCAUCAGUGUUGCUUUGUGUCUCUCCGUUAACUGCAAAGUGGCUUUAAAAGCUCUACACACCCACCCACAUGCGUGAUUUCACUUAUUUACCUGUUGAGACCUUUUUUCAGGAUUGUGUGGGUGCUUACACAGACAAUGACAACUUACACUUCUAUCAUUCCUAUACUGAAUUUAAUGAAGCUGUGAAAUCCUCAGCAUAUCUCUGCCAAUAAACUCUUAAUUAUCCAGAAAAACUAUUUAAUCAAAAGCAACCAUAUGUUUCUAUCAUCUGUGCACACGACAUAGAGGAUUAUUUUAUGUUAGCAGAUAAAUCUGCUUAGAUUUUUAUUUGUUUACAACAGAUAAAUUAUUGAUAAACAAAAGAACACUGUGUGCUGAAAUUCACGUCACAUUUUUGUCCUAAUAACAUGUAAGCACACACGGCAAGUCUGUUUUAUGCAUGAAGACGAAGCAAACUGAAACUUUACAAGAUAAAACCUUGCAUGUUCCAGAUUAUAAUUUGGGGAAAUAACAUUAUAUCUUAUGUGCACAGGUAUCUUGUUAACACUUAAUAUGACUCUUGACUUUUAAUGUGCAAUAGUAUGUUAAUAAAACCUGUACAUUCUCUAUUGCAAAAAAAAAAAUGGUGCAGGAAAUGCUUUGUGUACUCAAGAUUACACUUUUUUUUUUUUUUUUUUUUUUUUUUUAGCAAAAACAAAAUAAAUUUAAAAAAAAACAAAAACAAAAUAAAAAAACACAUCUAGAUUAUAAUGUGCUCCCUCUUUCAAGACUUGAAAAACUUGAAGAACUGGAAAAGUACAGUGUUUGUGGGCACAUUUUUUGUAAGUACUUAGCUUUUUUGCAGAGUAAUUUACUGCAUUAAUUUACUGUAUGAACUAAAAAAAGUAACAAAAUACAUAAAUAAAGACACAUGCAUGCAAGUUUAUAAUUUGUGUGGAAAGGAGAUUUUAACUUAAAUAACUCAUGCACACAAAGCUUUAUUUACUGAGCAAGACAAUAACGAUCUAUGAACAAGAAGUCGUCAGUUGUCUAUAACUUUAGAUAAUAUAAGUUAUCUUGAGCUCACAAAUAAGACUGUCAUGCUUGCAAGUGUAUUUGUCUUCAUAACCUGUAAUGUAAGAUUCAAGAUACUUAAGACGUGUGUCUUGUCCACAAAAAAAAUAUGAAUUGUGUGCAGACAAGAUGACCUAACACAUGGUAAACUGUGCACAAUCACCAUGAACUGCUUCUUGUAACAUCAAACUAACAGCCUUUACAUUGCUGCCGUCAUUUCCUCCAGCCAUGUUUCCUUAACAAAGUUUGAUAUCUCAGUUUUGUUGUUACUGUGUAGUGCCUGUGUCAUCAUCUGUUAGCUUAAGGUCUGUUUCAGAAACUGCUGUUAACAUGAAGAAAAUAUCCCUUUAAUUAACAGUAACAUGGGAAAUCAAUAAAUGCUAUGAAAGGUGCUACAUGUUAAACAUGCAGUAGGUUUUCGGGAGCAAAAUUACACAAAAAGUCAACUUUUUAAAAGAUCUGAUAACAGAAACGUUUUUAUAUUUUCUGGACAGAUAUUGGAAAUUAGUGAUGAUCUUUCAGUGAUGAAAACAACAUCAGGGUAGUUGGUUGUCUUAUAGUUUUAAGUUCUGUUUUUCAUAUUUGUUGUGUUUACUGUUGGCCAAAGUUAACACAUAUCUGCUCCAGACGCCACUGAAGGGACCAAAUGAAGUUUACUAGUUGUUUCAUAUCAUCAGAGCAGCUUAACAAGAGGAUAAUACACAAAAAGAAACAUUUUCUAGACAGACUUUUAAUCAUUUUAAAGCAUGUUCUUAUUUUCAUCUUUUAAAAUAUAACUUUUUUUCCUGAUAUGCAGUAAAAUUUAAAAUAAAUUUUCAUAAUAAUUAAUAAUCCAGUCUUCAUAAAUAAAUUUAGUUUACAAGCCUCCAACUGCCAAGUCCUAAUUAUUUAAGAAAUAUUCAUUAAAUAUCCAUCAAAUAAACAUCAACAUUUAAGAUCUCAAGCUGCAUGUUAUCUGGAAUAUAACUUUGAUUCAAUACAUUGAAAGAUGUGUGAUGGCCGACAGGUCAUCAGGGCAGAGCUUCUCAUUUCAAUGGGAGAUGUUUGUGAAGGAUUAACGAUAUCUGUUUAAUUAAUGAGAUAUCAUUUGCUGUCAUGCCUUUACCAACAGAUUACAUGUAUCAAAUCAAAACCCAGGUCAAAUAAUUGACCUGAUUUGCUAGUUUUGGCUCUUGCACACCAGAAUAAACCCACCAGUAGAGGAGUGUUUCAGUCUGAACUGCAGCUACACACUGAAGAUGCCAAUUUUUUUCUGUCUUUUUUUUUUUUUUUAAACAAAAUCAUACCUUUUUUUUGGUGUCUCUUGUCUUUUCUCAUGCACAGUUGUUCUACCAAAACAUUCACAACACAGGUGGAAUUAGAUUAAAGACAAACAAGCUAAACAACCAAGAGAGUUUAUAUUUUUCCUCAUUUUCAUUCUGCAAAUUGAGUCCGACAUAUCUCCAGCACUGCCACAGCACUUACACACUGUGGAGAUACUGUCAGUCUGGAAAACAAAGGGUUAGGUCUUCAAUCACAUGAAAUCUGAUCUUUCCUAGAUUUGUCAAUUCUGUUUAAAAUGUUUCCUCUUUUUAUUAUCCCUUCAUAUUUUAUAAUUUUUUUAGACAAAAUAACCAGAUUGAUAAACAAACAAAAUCAUUGCAAGCUGUAUCCCUAUUUACAGAAUAAGAAAAUCUAAACGAAAUCUAUGAUUGGACUGAAAGUUCAUGUGUGGCCUUGGAGGGUACAAAAUGUAUUUAACAGUAAAUGAACUCAAGAUCCAGUAGUAUAAUACAUAAUCGAAGUAGAAGAUUUUUUUUUUUUACUAAUUAAUACAUUUUCUAUUAAUUUAUUUUUUUGAUCAACAGUAAAAAUGAAAUAGGUUGAGAAAUUCAGCAUCAGUGUUCAUAGGAAUGUCUGAAUCUCAAAAAGCCAUGACUGUCUUAUUCAGGCCAAUGAUGAUGAUGAUGAUGAUGAUGAUGAUGAUGAUGAUGAUGAUGAUGACGAUGAUGAUGAUGAUGAUGAUGAUGAUAAAUGAUGUAAUGAAGAGUCUAAAUAUGUUUGAGAUGUUGUUUGAGGAGGAUUUCCUGAAAGCGUCAUCAUGUGGCUGUGAUCUGUAUGUAUGAUGAACCGAAGACUGAACUGCAUGAACAUUCACAUGAAAUUAUGCUGGUGAUAUAUUUCUACACAAACAUUAUUAUUAUUAUUAUUAUUAUUAUUAUUAUUAUUAUUAUUAUUAUUAUUAUUAUUAUUAUUAUGCCAUUUUUCUCUCAGAUUCUAACUCAAAAGGGUCUCUCGUCACCUGGAGGAAGAUUAAUAAAUUUAGGACUAAUUAGGUUCAGUUUGUGAUUUCAUUUGUACAUCUGUUCCCUUUCUCCUUCUUGCCAAAGUCUUGUCCCGACCAUGACAACUGAAAGCCCUAGUGCUGGAAAAACUUAAGAAUAUAACAAAAGAGAUGCAUAAAUACAUUUGUUUGUUUCCCCUCCACUGGGCGGUCGAACCCCACAGUUAUUACUGUUGCAGUAUGUCUGAUUUUUUUCUUAUGGUUUGUCAUUUGCUGGUGAGGCAUAGUUUGUAACCUAUGCAAGGUUAGUUAACAAUUUACUGUAUGUCCAUUCUUAUUUCAUCAUAACAGUUUAAAUAAAUUUUGAAAGAUAUGACUUUA